UUCCCCGGACUCGGCGACAUGGAGUGCGCUGCGGCGGGGGCCGAGUUCAACAUCCUUCUCGCCACCGAUUCCUACAAGGUUACACAUUACAAGCAAUAUCCACCUAACACAAGCAAAGUAUAUUCCUACUUUGAAUGUCGUGAAAAGAAGACUGACAAUUCCAAAUUAAAGAAAGUGAAAUAUGAAGAAACAGUUUUUUAUGGCUUGCAGUACAUUCUGAAUAAAUAUUUAAAAGGUAAAGUGGUGACCAAAGAGAAAAUCAAGGAAGCCAAAGAAGUAUAUAGGGAGCAUUUUCAAGAUGAUGUCUUCAAUGAAAAGGGAUGGAACUAUAUUCUAGAGAAAUAUGAUGGCCAUCUUCCCAUAGAAAUAAAGGCUGUUCCUGAGGGUUCUGUAAUUCCCAGAGGAAAUGUUCUUUUCACAGUAGAAAACACAGAUCCAGAGUGCUACUGGCUCACAAAUUGGAUUGAGACUAUUCUUGUGCAGUCAUGGUACCCAAUCACAGUGGCUACAAACUCUAGAGAGCAGAAAAAGAUUUUGGCCAAAUAUUUGCUGGAGACUUCUGGCAGCUUGGAAGGACUGGAAUAUAAACUGCAUGACUUUGGCUACAGAGGAGUUUCUUCACAAGAGACUGCAGGAAUAGGAGCUUCAGCUCAUUUGGUGAACUUCAAAGGAACAGACACUGUAGCAGGAAUUGCAUUAAUUAAAAAGUACUAUGGUACAAAAGAUCCAGUUCCAGGAUAUUCUGUUCCAGCUGCUGAACACAGUACCAUAACAGCUUGGGGAAAAGAUCAUGAAAAAGAUGCUUUUGAACACAUAGUAACACAGUUUUCUUCAGUGCCUGUAUCUGUGGUUAGUGACAGCUAUGACAUUUACAAUGCUUGUGAAAAAAUAUGGGGUGAUGACCUAAGGCAUAUAAUUGAAGCCCGAAGUCCAGAGGCACCACUUAUUAUUAGACCAGAUUCUGGGAAUCCCCUUGACACUGUUCUAAAGGUCUUGGAGAUCUUGGGGAAGAAGUUUCCCAUUACAGAGAAUUCAAAAGGCUAUAAGUUGUUGCCACCGUAUCUCAGAGUUAUUCAAGGGGAUGGUGUGGAUAUCAACACGUUGCAAGAGAUUGUGGAGGGAAUGAAGAAGAAUAAAUGGAGUAUUGAGAAUAUUGCCUUUGGAUCUGGUGGAGCCUUGUUGCAGAAACUAACCAGAGACCUCUUAAACUGUUCCUUCAAAUGCAGUUAUGUGGUGACCAAUGGCCUUGGGGUAAAUGUCUUCAAAGAUCCUGUAGCUGAUCCCAACAAAAGGUCAAAGAAAGGACGGCUGUCAUUGCAUAGGACACCUGCUGGAGAGUAUGUGACACUUGAGGAAGGCAAGGGAGAUCUUGAAGAGUAUGGACAGGACCUGCUUCACACUGUAUUUAAGAAUGGAAAGGUAACGAAGUCAUAUUCAUUUGAUGAAGUAAGACAAAAUGCCAGGCUGAAGAACAGUGAAUUACAAACAGCAUCUCACUAAGUUCCAUUCCAUGUCCGUGUAUGUGUGUGUAACUAGUUCGUACUGCAUAGCUACUGGUUUAUUGUACAGAUUUGUGUGUUUGUGUUUUAUGACAUUGUAGCCAAAUUAUUUGUUGGUUUAUGGACAUACUGCCCUAUCUUUUGCCAGUCUUUAGAAGAUGAAAUCAGGAAAUGGUACUUACCUUGUAAAACAUAUUUAAUGCUAAAGUGUGCUUUUUAGGGCCCUUUGCCAGUAGUGAUUCAAUCUGGUAUUGAUCUUUUCACAAAUGAGACAGAGCUGAGAAACUUUUUUAUAUAUAACAGAAUAUCACAAAAUGGAUUUACAUAAAAUUAUCAUGAUUGCUUUAUGUUUAUAUUUAACUUGUAUUUUUGUACAAACAAGAUUGUGUAAAAUAUAUUUAAAGUUUCAAUAAUUAAGUCUUUCCAACUUUUCAUGAUUUUUAUGAGCACAGACUUUCAAGAAAAUAUUUAGUGGGGGGGAAUCCAUUGCCUUUUGUCCAUUAAUCAGCAAAUAAAACAUGGCCUUAAAAGUUUGUUGUGACAUUGUUCCAUUUGACAACUAAAUCAGGACUCGUAUCUCCUUAAGAUCCCAUAGAGUUGCUGACCUCACCAUUUCUUGUAGUUGUCUGUAUUAGUAAAUCUGCAUUAAACAAAAUUGCUGUUCUUACUAGAAGGUUUAGGUAUUACAGACCUUGCUGGCCCAGUAAGGUAUGUAAGUGAAAUGCCAAAUUUGAAAGGAUUCUCUACUGCAACUUAAUUUGCCAAGUCUAUCCCACUUGGUAUAUGCACCUCAAUAUUUUAAGAGUAAAGUUUUUAAGAGAUCUCCUCUUCCACUAUAGAAUAUAUGUGUAAAAUACUGAAAUACAGAAGCGGUGUAUUUUAAAGUAAUUACACUUCUGGGUUUAUUUUUCAUAUACUGUAAGUGACAUGAAUAUAAAGCAAAAUACUGGACUGGGUAGUGCACUUUUUUACUUUUUUGUAUUUUUUCAUUGAUUUGCCUUUUGUCUGACUGGAUGUUGAAUUGUAAAAAUGUUUAACUAUUUUUGUUAACAACUUUAAUAAAACUAUGCUAGCCAAACUCCUACAUGAAUGGCAGACCUGUUUCCCCUUCUCACCACAUCCAUUUGUGGUGAGGAGAGGCUUUUAUUUUGCAGAGGGUAACUGUAAAACAAUGUGUUUGAGAGAUACUUUUGAACUGUCUGCACAUGAUUGUAUUUGCUCUCUGCAUAUGCUUGAUAUGAGUAUCUGCUGGAAAAUGAAACCGUUGAGGAUUUUAUUUGAGAAGCUAUGUAGUAACCUCUGAAAUAUUUGAUAGUACUGUAGGAUGGCUCUCACUAGAAAAGUACCUCCCUUAUAAAAAAACACCAACAACAAAAGCAAAUAGUUCCUGUUCUGCUGGCGAUCAACUAUCAGCCAAAUGCUUAAUAUACUGAUGUAAUUAAUGCUUCUAAUUAGCAGAUGAUGUUACUGGAAAAUGUUAAAGCCUACAAUAAUUUAAGCGUGCAAAAUUUUAUAAAAUGUGCUUUUAAAGGAAGAUUGAAAAGCCAUACUUCAUUGUUCUUACUCUCUCACCAAAAAGGGCCACAUCAAAGCAUCCAUAAUAUUUCCAGGGUUUGUGGUUAAGAAGUUUAUGCCCAGUCUCAAUAGUUCUUGUUAAUAAAAACUUGUUUUUCACUGGUAGUGUAUGUAAUUAUACAUUUAAGUGAUGUAUUGUUUCAAGAAUAGUGUUUUAGAAAAAAUAAAUGCUGACCUUUUACACUGAAGAACUGCCUUCCCUUAGCUAUUAAUUAUAUUGUUUGGUUUUGGCCAGGAAAGAUUUUGAAUCUGGACUUAGGAUCAGUAGCAGGUAAACAGUACAGAGCCUAUUUCACUCCUCCACAUGUGUACUGGGGAAUUUUAUGAUGUAUGGUUUAAAAAACAAUAAAGUAAAUGCUGCUUUCAUUCUGUACCAAUAAAAAUUUUGAUAACUGUUGACUACCCAUAACUGAUAUUUUUGUACUUGAGAACUGAGGAUAUACUGUGGAAGCACUGUUUUCAUGUGUACCAUGAAAUACAUUAUAAUUGUUCAGUAUUGUCUAAAACUUUUCAGCUUAUUAGUUGGAAACUCAAAGCAAAUACUCUACUUGUGCAUGUCACUUUCAGAAAGUUGUAACAUCACUCAUUUUACUAAAUGUUAAUAACUUUAAAAGAAAAAAAAAAAAGAAAAACACCUGGUGCUAUUCAGACCUGAACACUUGUCUCUUUGUGUUUGGCAGUUUGACAUUUUGGGCAUCAAGGAGUCAACAGAAAUUACUGCAGUGCUUGAACCAUACAAUAUCCUAAUUCUUCCACAUGAAAGCAAACAGCAUGUUUGUUUGCUUUAAAAUGCUAGAUUUGUAGUCAUUGAUAUAUUUUAAUUAUCCCCAUUUCAUAAUAUAAUACAGUAUUUGUAUUUAAAAAUAGGAAUUGGGAAUUUUGUGUUUACUACUCUGAUUUGUAACCAUAUUUAGCAUAAGAAAUGGAUUUUGUAAGACUAUUUUUUUCUUCAGCUGCAUGAUUAUUAAAAAAAAAAAAAGAAGAUAAGUUUUUGGUACUUUGAAAGAUCUGAGGAGAGAACAGAAGAGUACUUAACUGUUUGGUUUGCCAAAAUCAAAACAAAGCUUAAACAGUUCUUUUCUUAUAGGUUUUUACAUUCCUUCUUGUUCAGUGAAGAAUAAGUAUUCCUCACUUAAAUCCUCUGUUAAAGCGAUUUUAAUGUACUUGGCAUCAAAUACAAGUAUGUAAUACACAUGGAAAUAAAGUUUAGUUCUGGCAGUGAAAAUCAUAGCCAUCUGACUGUGUCUUAAAGUUCUGAUGUUGGGCAUCAGAAGCCAUCCUGUGCUCUUUGUUGCCAAACACAGGCCAGAGCAGGGCUGUGCUGUCAUUGCAUUCCUUUAAGGAGAGCUGCUUACAUAAAUGUGCAACCAGUUCAGCUCUAGAGAAGAGAAAGCAAACUGGGCUCUUUUUUUCUUUUUUGGUGUGUGUGUGUGUGUGUGUGUGUGGGGGUGUUUGUGGUUUUGGGGAUUUGGUUUGGUUUGGUUUUUGGGGGGGUUUUCCUGCUGUUUUAUUUAUUUUUUUUUCCUUUUUUGGUGUGAGUGUAUCCAUGCUUCAGCAUUUUGUCUGUUUGCGCUUAAAAGUAAAACACUUGUUUUUGAAUUUGAUAUAAGAAAUUAUCCUCUAUAUUUGACAUAAUCCUUUCUCAAAUAAAGUUUCACUAUUUAAAUUUUAAUGUCACUAGAAUGCUUGUUUAAAGGCAAAUUAACCAUCAGUGUUGCAUCCUGCAGUUCACUGCAGUACUGUGGAAAAUAAUGUCAGCUCUUUAGCAGAGAGAGUCCUUUGGGCAGGAUUUUUGUAACUAGAAGUUGCACUUGAACUCCUGUGUGACUUGAGGCUGCAGCAGGUACCUUUCCAGCACCAGUGUGUCAGUAAGGGUGGAUAAGGCACCUCCUGUAAUGAGAUCAUCGUU
This is a messenger RNA of Cinclus cinclus, 4983 nucleotides long. RefSeq names its product nicotinamide phosphoribosyltransferase (gene NAMPT). The record is from RefSeq and is a predicted model, not a curated record. The transcript is spliced from 11 exons. NCBI's taxonomy places the organism in Eukaryota, Metazoa, Chordata, Aves, Passeriformes, Cinclidae. Gene Ontology annotation, biological process: NAD+ biosynthetic process. The coding region runs from base 19 to 1500 and encodes 493 amino acids. Gene Ontology annotation, molecular function: nicotinamide phosphoribosyltransferase activity.